Spirodela intermedia is the source of this 703-nucleotide messenger RNA. Lineage: Eukaryota; Viridiplantae; Streptophyta; Magnoliopsida; Alismatales; Araceae. The record is from the annotation of a GenBank genome assembly.
AUGGUUACACUUCUGUCUCUCUCUAUCUCUCUCUCCCCCUCUCCCUCUCUCUCCCGCGAUCUUCUCUCUUUGUGAUUAACAUGACGAUCUGGUCGUCCGAUCACGUUUUUCUUGUGGCCGCCGCAGGCGAACUCGGCGUCGGGGAUGGCGGUGAACGACGAGUGCAAGCUCAAGUUCCUGGAGCUGAAGACGAAGAGGAACUACCGGUUCAUAGUGUUCAAGAUCGAGGAGAGGAUCCAGCAGGUGACGGUAGAGAGGGUCGGCCUCCCGGAGGAGUCCUAUGACGACUUCUGCUCCUCCCUCCCCGCCGAAGAGUGCCGUUACGCCGUCUACGACUUCGACUUCGUCACCCACGAGAACUGCCACAAGAGCAAGAUCUUCUUCAUCGCCUGGUACCUGUUCAUCUUCUUUUUCUUCCUUCUCCUCCUCCUCCUCCUCUUUCUCUUCUUCUCCCCCCCCCCCCCUCAUCGUCAUCGUCAUCGUCAUCUUCAUCAUCAUCAUCCUCCGCCCAUUUCCUCCCAUCUUCCUCACCGCCGGCGCCGCCGCUGACAGGUCGCCGGACAGCUCGAGGGUGAGGAGCAAGAUGCUGUACGCGAGCUCCAAGGACAGGUUCAAGAGGGAGCUCGACGGGAUCCAGGUGGAGUUGCAGGCCACGGAUCCCUCGGAGAUGAGCUUCGACAUCAUCAAAGCCCGGGCCAUCUGA